AUGGAUCUCAGCAACGGGCCUGACUUGCUCCUUAUGGGCAGUGCUGACACCCUCGUUUACAUCGACGACACACAAGCACACGGCCGGUCAAGCUAUUCCUUGCAACCACAACGCGCAGUUACGAUUCCUCACCGAGUUCACAGCCAGAGUCUACUGUCCACGGGUUCAACCUAUUUUCGCGAACUAUUUGAGCCUAGAGUUCAGUCCCGAGUCCUAAAACGUCGCAAGCUGGGUGGGGCGUUGCCUGAUGGUGUGAAGUUUGUUAUUGAUCUCACGCCGCCCACCACAGAUGAUGAAGGGGUGAGGUUCACUGCAGAGCUUUCGUGUCCGCUGGGGUUACGAAAAUGGGCUCUCGCACAAGCUCGCUGGACCCUCCCAUCUCAUCUUGUUAGCGGCAUAGACGAUGGACUUGAACGCUCCAGUAGCAGUGACGAGCCUGACAUCCCUAUUGAGUAUUCGGAGGCUCGUAACUGCCGGGGGAUUGCUCAUGUCCUCCAAGCCUUAGAGGGUUUUAAACCUCAGCUUAACACUCCGUGCAAGCUCUGGAUAUUCCUUGCCUUGGCUAAGCUGUAUGGCAUCGCCCAUCAUCCACGGGCCAAGGUCCCGAUCCUGACCUGGAUUUACGAGGGUAGGAAUUCUCUGCUCAUUGAAAUCCACCCCGAGAUUGCAUACGGAAUAGCUUGCUCUAUCCAGUGUGAUUAUUUGUGCCAGGACUCAUUUUCGGUCUUGGUCGGAGAGGCAUCUUUGCGACUCAUGGCGGAGCCGGACGCAACACAUACCCGUCCUUGGGAUUUGCACGAAACUCUGUACGGCCGGGUGCGGGAGGUUCUGAAUGAUGAGGACCGGCAGCGAGUGGAGUAUGCCAGUCAAAGCUUCAAGGACCAUGUCAUUGACACUUUCCUUGAGCUCGUUGGCAGCGAGAUGCAAUGGCUGGAAAGAUUGCCUGCGGUCCGCAAAGUGCUCUUACACGAAGCAGGCGGCCCUCCUUGUUCACUUGCAUCUAAGCUCAUCAAGUGUCUCAAAAACUAUGUGCGAUAUCAUAUUAUCGAUGCAUUAAAUACCGACCUGGUAACUUGGAAGGAGAUCUCAGUGCUUAAUGAGCCCGACGAUGAUUACCCGGGAGAGCGGUUUCUGAAAGCUUAUACCAAGAUGCAUUAUACCGAGCGCAUUAUGAGCCGCACCUUCUGGAAGAACCUCGGGUCAAAAAAUUGGAGCGAUCUCCCACCGUCAGCUUUCGUAAGCCUGCGCUCAGCCAACUCCAUCGCAAAUCAAUCGGUCGCCGAUCUGGGCCGUCAUCUACAGCCAUUUCGAGCGCAGAAAGAUACCAAGAUUGGAUUUAUCGACACGGAUGACAUGAUUGGAGAGGCCAACCGCUACAACGCCCACUUCGGCUCAGGCCAACCCUCCGGUCCAACCUGCCAUCUCAGAGGUUUCGACCCGGAAUGGUACUAUAACUUUAACCCUCAUGAUUUUUUCAACCAACUUUCUUCGUAUCUGCACUCAAUGUCAGAGAGGAUGCGCGGGUCCUAUCGAUCUGAUACGGAUCAGCUACUUACCGACUGUGUCAGCUGCCUGACUGCGAAUGAAAUGAAGUAUCUUCCCUUGUGGGCGGGAGGUAACGACGAUGGCUCUGGAGGUGUCUUUGCCGACCUUGACAUACCAAAUGCCGAGCAUGCAGGGUUUGCGACGCCGGGACCGGGGAUACAUAUGGGAAGCUCGGUUGCUUCGGAGCCGCUCUCAGACUAUUCAUCCACCGUGUUUGAGAGUACGGUGCAAGGUGCGUCGCACGGGGCCAUCGAUGGAUUUGGCACGGAUGUCAUGUCGUUCAGUAUGGCAAGCGAAAGAAGCGGUAUUGAACAAUCUAUCGCAGAAUUUGAAGACUUGUCACUUGAAAAUGCGGUCCAGCCACUCUAGGCUUAUGCAUUGAGACGAAAGAGGUUUCAUGUGAGAUAUUACAGAGAAACUUUUGGCUAGAAUCUAGAGCAAGAUCGUCU
Molecule: messenger RNA, 1994 nt
Organism: Aspergillus uvarum CBS 121591
Lineage: Eukaryota; Fungi; Ascomycota; Eurotiomycetes; Eurotiales; Aspergillaceae
Exons: 2
Coding region: 1-1914 (637 amino acids)
Source: RefSeq, a predicted model, not a curated record